AUGUGGUUGCGACGCAUAUCUAUAGCCGUAUCACGCGCUAAGUUGUUGUUACAAUCGCGCAUUCAUGUUCAUUACAUAAGCCCGUGCAGGCUGCUUAAAGUCGCGGCUUAAAUAUAUUAUAGCUAUGAAGCGUCAACUAGGGCACGCUGAACAGGCAGGUCCAGCAAAGAAAAGAGCGUUUUGCCCACCUCUUGUCAGUAGAACAUCACUGCACCAGGGUCCCAGUGCCUUACCUGCAGCGAAUGCUGCACAGACAACAUUACCAGAAGUUUCCACAGCGCCCUCAUGUGUCCCGGCCCUGGCGAAAGCGAGCCCAGCUGUUGCCCCAAACCGACUUGCUUUUCGGCCCCCUGGACAACUUCGUAAACCUGCCUCGAGCAGUGGAGGCGCAAAGCAGCAUCCAACCUUAAAGCCAGCACCAGCUUCUGCUCCCUCCCCUCCUGCCUCUAUAGCAGCGCUGGGAGUCGCAACGUCGGCAGCUACGAAGCGGGCAAGCGCUAGCGUGCAAAAAGCAGCUGUACAAAGCAAUUUUUCGAAGCCCCCUCCGCCAGAAGCAGCUCAACAUGCUGUGCGAAGCAGACGACCCCUAGCCCAGCCCAGUCCAAUUGGGUACAAAGCGUCAGGUUUGCGCCGCCCAUUGGCUCCUGCGCAAGUCGCCCAGUCUAGGCCGCUUGCCCCCGUCAACUCGUCGACUCCCACCCCUGGUGGUGCAACAGCAUCGCAUGCCGCUGGCAAGGCUGCCGCCGCUGUGCCGGGUCCUUCGCCCGCCAGUCCUGCUGCCCGACGCCUUGACGGGAGCCCUGCGGCUGCUUUGAAUUCAGCCUCACAGCGGCAGGAAAGCAUCCAAGCGGAGCAGCCGGACACUGCAGCCCAGCAGCAUGAGCCCCUGUCCUUGCACAUCAACACAGACCUCCAAGCAGAGAACGGAGGUGACCCAGAUGCCGCCGCCGAAGCGCCCAGAGGCAGCCAGCAGCCCGCGUCACACGCCGCAACCGCGCCCUCAGCCGAGUCACACGCCGUAACCGCGCCCCCAGUCGCAUCACCUGUGCCUCUAGCCGCUGCUGCUGCGGCUGUCACGGAUGUCCCGUCGUGUCCAGGCGACCUAGAGACCAAACCCACAGGGAC
Molecule: messenger RNA, 1125 nt
Organism: Astrephomene gubernaculifera
Lineage: Eukaryota; Viridiplantae; Chlorophyta; Chlorophyceae; Chlamydomonadales; Astrephomenaceae
Source: the annotation of a GenBank genome assembly